Messenger RNA from Medioppia subpectinata, 2289 nucleotides. The record is from the annotation of a GenBank genome assembly. Lineage: Eukaryota; Metazoa; Arthropoda; Arachnida; Sarcoptiformes; Oppiidae.
UCACUUUCAAUCGUUAUAACAUUUUGAGUCAAUAUUUCUAAUUGUUUUCGAAAUUAAUUUUUAUAACCAAUCAAUUGAUGUGUUUUACACUUAUAUAUCACUGUUAUAGCCGUUUAUUAAAUAUACAUUUAUAUAGAUUUUAUUUCCCCAAACUAUUGUUUAAAUCAUUUUAUAUUUAAAUGUAAAUAUAUAUCACUAUUAUAUGCCUUAAUAUUUUAAUGAAUUUAUUUGUAUAAUAGGUAUCGGAGAUGAAUGACAAGGAUUUGUCCAAAGUAUGUGGCAUUUGCGGCGACAAAGCUCUUGGCUACAAUUUCAAUGCCAUUACAUGUGAAUCGUGUAAAGCAUUCUUCAGGAGAAACGCAUUGAGAAAUAAAGAGUUCAAAUGUCCUUUCGAUGGCAAUUGUAAAAUAGAUUUAGUCACCCGAAGGUUCUGCCAGAGGUGUCGACUCAAGAAGUGCUUUGAUAUCGGAAUGAAAAAAGAAUGGAUUCUUUCAGAAGAGGAGAAAGUAAUGAAAAGAAGUAAAAUCGCGGAAAACCGGAAGAGAAAACACGACGGAAGUGAUGGACCAAAAGGCGCCGAUUCGACCACAACUGCGGACCCGAACCAACUCUUCGAAAGCAAUAACAAUAAUGACAAUGACUUUGAUAUUCUGUCCCCGAAUUUCAACGCUAACCCCAAUAGAGAUAUGCUGUUAGAAGUGACGGGUAAUCGAAACGAUUAUCAACUCAAUUAUGAUAACAAUGAGAGCACUUCAAGCGAGUUCAAAUGUCCUUUCGAUGGCAAUUGUAAAAUAGAUUUAGUCACCCGAAGGUUCUGCCAGAGGUGUCGACUCAAGAAGUGCUUUGAUAUCGGAAUGAAAAAAGAAUGGAUUCUUUCAGAAGAGGAGAAAGUCAUGAAAAGAAGUAAAAUCGCGGAAAACCGGAAGAGAAAACACGACGGAAGUGAUGGACCGAAAGGCGCCGAUUCGACCACAACUGCGGACCCGAACCAACUCUUCGAAAGCAAUAACAAUAACGACAAUGAAUUUGAUAUUCUGUCCCCGAAUUUCAACGCUAACCCCAAUAGAGAUAUGCUGUUAGAAGUGACGGGUAAUCGAAAUGAUUAUCAACUCAAUUAUGAUAACAAUGAGAGCACUUCAAGCGUGAGUCGACUGCAAAACACCAAUUCUUACAAUACAUUCUGCGAUAAUCUGAUCCAAAACUCGUAUUUCGACGAAUCGCAAGAGUGUUCGGCUAUCGAAGUGCUCCAAUCAAACAUGCAUUCAACGGAUUUACAAGUGAUGAACACAACCAUCGAUUGUCACAAAAACAAUUACAUUAAUAGUAUUAAUAGCGACGAGAAUUUCCGGACAAAAAUGGAUAACAUCUCGAGAAUGGAUGAAAUGAAUGACAUCCCAGAGAUUGUCUACAGAAAGGCAAUUGAAUUGGAAUUCGCGUCGAUUCCCAUCCGAAAGACAAUGAAUGAGACGAAUGGAAACUAUUUCGAGUUCAAUGAUUUGGAGCGAAACAAAUUGUCUGAAUUGUUGUCCGCAUUAUCUGUAAUCAGGGAUCAGUUCACUGCUAUCACAUCGGAGGUAACGGGUAUUAUGGAUGCGCUCAAAAUGACGGACCAAACUGUGCGGCAAUUAAUCAAAAUGUCCAAAAGGAUACAGGGAUUCAAGAACCUGUGCCAAAACGACCAGAUUGCUCUUCUCAAAGGCGGCUGCACUGAACUCAUCAUUUUGCGAUCAGUCGUCUCCUAUAACUACGAAAAGGAAUAUUAUACUAUUGUUAUGGAGAGUAAUAACGCGACUUUAAUCAAAUUGGAUGUAUUAAAGCAGGCGAAGGGCAACGUAUAUGAGGCACACAAGAAGUUUAUGCACGCUUUCAAACAAGAAUGGGAUUCCGACCAAACUAUCAUCGAUUUGUUGAUUGCAAUAACACUGUUCUCACCCGAGAGACGAAAUAUCAUCAAUAAGGACACCAUUAAACUCGAACAGCAGAUAUACAUGUAUUUACUUCAGAGAUAUCUUGAGAUUAAAUAUUACUCGAAAUGUGAGGCGAAGUCGAAAUUUUUACGACUAAUGACUAAAUUAGAAGAAUUGCAUAUUUUGAAUGAAGACCACAUCCGUAUGUAUUUGGACGCCGACCCCAACGACUUCGGGCCCCUUCUCAUCGAAAUAUUCGAUCUGAAGACUUAAAUGACUGCAAUAUUUUUGUUAUAAAUCUAAUCCAAUGUUAUGUUUAAAUUCACUUCUAAUAAAUGCUAUCAUUUGUUAACGAAAUUACAUUAAAAUAAUUUAUUUUAAA